Molecule: messenger RNA, 562 nt
Organism: Aplysia californica (California sea hare)
Lineage: Eukaryota; Metazoa; Mollusca; Gastropoda; Aplysiida; Aplysiidae
Product: microtubule-associated protein 9-like
Biological process (GO): regulation of mitotic cytokinesis; mitotic cytokinesis; mitotic spindle assembly
Cellular component (GO): astral microtubule
Molecular function (GO): microtubule binding
Source: RefSeq, a predicted model, not a curated record
GAGAAACGAGAGAAGAGGCUGGAGGCUGAAGCAUCCUACAGGGCAUGGAUGGAGAAAAAGAAAGAAGUGCUGAAGGUGGAAGAGGAGAAGAAAAAGAGGGCGGAGAAAGACAAGGAAAUGAAAGAGAAAGAGGAAAGGGAGGAGAAGAUGGUGGAGUCUGUGAAAUCGUUCCAGUCUUGGAAAGAGAAAAAGGACCAUAUGAUAAAAAGAGAACUGCGCAAGAAGGAGCAGGCGGAGCAGAGGGCCAAGGAAGAUGAGGAGUAUGAGAAGAAAAUGAAGGAAAAGCAGGCAAAACUUGAGAAGAAGAGAGCGAAGCAGAGACGACUGAUGGGAGAGGACGAAUACAAACCAGCGUGGUCCCCUGCCAGCAAGACGAUUCCUUUUGGAAGUUGAUGAAAAGAUGACUCUUGUGUCUGGGUGUGUGUGGAGUCUGUUGCCAGAGCAGGUGAGAGAGAGAGAGAAACGAAGUGAGGAGAGGCACAGGGAAAGUUAACGAAAUAAUAGAAAAGUACACAUGUUAGGUAUAAGGAUAGAAGGUCAAAUAAAGUGCACAAAAUUACGA